CAAGACCGAGAUCCCAGCGAAGUAGCUCACACUGGCCCGUUGAGACAGUUCAGAAAAAUUCCCACAUCACAAAACACACAAUAUUUUCGGCAAGUUUAGUAUAUUAGAGUAAUAAAAUAGUAAAUAUUUGAAAAAUACAACAAAAGCGCGAUCCUGCCAUAGCGACUGGGAUCCAUCGCAUUUUUGUUGUCACUCCGCUCCGAAUUCGAUUUGGCCAUUUAUUUUUUUUGGAAUUUGAAUCUGAAUCUGGACACUUCUUCAAGAAUCAAUAAUCAGUUUAAGAACACAUCGAAUCGAAUAUCGAGCGAACAUAAUGUCGGCAAGGGGAGACCACCACCACCACCAACAGCAGCUACCGGCCACGAGUGUCCGCAUCCAUCGCGAUCCCCGCAACCUUCGCGAUCACAUCCGGGAGCAAUUGGAGGAGCAGGUGAUCCAACUGCGACUGGAGGAGCAGGCCCAGCAACAGGCCCAGGCUACUGCCCAGCAGCAGGGGCAGCAACAGGGGCAACAGACCCAACAGCAGGCCCAACAAGGACCAGUCAUGCCACCGAAACCCCAGCCAGCCUGGUACAUCAUGGAGCGCGAACUGGACGCCGGUCUCAAGGAGCUGCAGCGCAUCUUUGAGCUCCUGACCCCCCCGGCACCCUCCAACGUGGACUCAUCCCUUCUCGUGGCCAUGCCGCUGCUCCCGACUCUGCCGCCGGAGCCACCCGCCGCAGGUGGCCAAGCUGCCGAGCAACCAGUUCAACCACCACCGCCGCCACCACCACCACCACAGCAGCAGCAGCAGCAGCAGCAGCAGCAGCAGCAGAUGCCUCCCCAGUACCUGGGCGGGGGCUUUGAUGAGCUGCCAGUGGGCGUGGCGGCCAGUUCACGGAACGCCACCCAUCGCAUCUACAACCCAACCCCAAGCCCCAAUCUUAAUCAGCAGCCAGAGCCGGAAGAGGAGCAAGCUCUGGGGCAGGAACUGGUGCCACACGCGCCUCAAGGAACUGCAGCCGACGAAGAGGACGAGGAGCAGCUGGCUCUCGAUACUAUGGACCCGGAGACACGUCUCCGGGCCAGCAAGUUCUUCAAUCUGAUGCUGAUCAAGCUCCUGAGACGUCGCAAGGCCGAGGUCUUCGAUCUGCACACCCUGGUGCGACGCUACCAGGAUUAUGCCCUCCGGACGCACACCCAGCUGGUCUCCCGGAACCAGCUCUGCCAUUUGGAACAUAGACGGGCCGAGCACCUCACCAUGCAACUGAUGGGUGCCAUUAAUCGGGUCCGGAUUACCAUGGAGAACUGCGCCAACAUCGACGCCGAGCUCAAGGUACUGAAGAAGCGCGAGAAGGUCCUUCGCAAGGACCUAGAUGCCAAGUCGCUAGAGUGCGAAUACUUUGCCGAGAUGCUGGACAGCUGCCGGGCGGAAAUGUUUCGCGAAUUGGCCAAAUACCGGGAGGGAGCCAGCGAGCUGGCCAACCAACAGCGUCGCGCCAUAGAGCUGGAACGGCAGAAUGCCCAACUGGAGGACGAACUACUAACCAUCAAGGAUCAAUUCCUGCAGCAGAACGAUCAAAUGUCCGUGGCCCUGGGCGCCAAACAGGAGCAACUAGAUACGGCCUAUGAAACGCUGAAGCAUUGCGAGCAGGAAUUGGCCAAUUUGGAAUUGAAACACAACGAAGUGCUCCGCCUCAACGAGAUCGAUACGGAACUGCAGGCAGAGAUCACGGAACUGAAGCGCAACAUGGGCCUGGCCCGCUAUUUUCUGUUCUAUCUAUCCGCCCGGAACUGGGGCUCCUUCCACGUGUGCAUGUACCAUGUGGUGGCCGGAUCCCUUGACUGUUUGCUGCCCGCCUUCGCCGCCCCGCCCAUGGCUGACAAUUUGGUGCGAUUGGCGUUCGCCGUUGUUUUCCUGUUGGCCGCCAUGUCCUGACCAAAGGAUACUACCAUAUAUGGAUAAAAAAAAAAAGAGAUGAUGAUGAUGGGCGGGAACAACAAGGACGAUGAUGUUCAUGUGGGCAUGACACACAGCAGGGAUAUACAAUUCAAUAUUUCGGGUAGAGAUUUUUGGGCGAUUUUUGGGUAGUGCCAUGAUGGGUGAGAUGGUUUGUGAGAUUUCCGUGAGGCUCGACAGUACAUUUUAGUCGCAUUUCGUUAUUUUCUUUGUCACUGGAAUUGACAGAUAAAUCUCCCCUAGCUUCAAAUUACAAAAAAAAGUAAUAAAGUCAAAACUAUUCACUAAUUGAACUAACACAUUCUAUACAAAAAAUUAUACAAUCGAACAAAUAAACGAUUUCAAUAAUCCCAUCCAAUCUAACUAAA
Drosophila ananassae is the source of this 2307-nucleotide messenger RNA. RefSeq names its product GRB10-interacting GYF protein 2. The record is from RefSeq and is a predicted model, not a curated record. The transcript is spliced from 3 exons. NCBI's taxonomy places the organism in Eukaryota, Metazoa, Arthropoda, Insecta, Diptera, Drosophilidae. The coding region runs from base 314 to 1918 and encodes 534 amino acids.